This is a messenger RNA of Poecilia latipinna (sailfin molly), 4274 nucleotides long. RefSeq names its product myosin heavy chain, fast skeletal muscle-like. Gene Ontology annotation, molecular function: ATP binding; actin filament binding; microfilament motor activity. The record is from RefSeq and is a predicted model, not a curated record. Lineage: Eukaryota; Metazoa; Chordata; Actinopteri; Cyprinodontiformes; Poeciliidae. The transcript is spliced from 24 exons. Gene Ontology annotation, cellular component: myosin filament; cytoplasm; myosin II complex. Bases 123 to 3812 code for a protein of 1229 amino acids.
UUAAAUCUGAAACUUAAAUCUGAAGCUUAAAUCUGAAACCUAAAUAUGAAACCUAAAUCUGAAACUUGAGCCAGUUUCCAGUUCUAACUCGCGUCUCCCGACAGGAGAACCUGGGGAAGCUCAUGACCAACCUGAGAACCACUCAUCCACACUUUGUGCGCUGCUUGAUACCAAAUGAAACCAAAACUCCAGGUGAGAUGGAGAACCAGCUGGUUAUUCACCAGCUGCGCUGCAACGGCGUCCUGGAAGGGAUCCGCAUCUGCAGGAAAGGAUUCCCAAGCAGGAUCCUGUACGGGGAUUUCAAACAGAGGUACAGGAUCCUUAAUCCCAGCGCCGUUCCUGAGGGUCAGUUCAUGGAUAACAAAAAGGCUGCAGAGAAGCUGCUGAGCUCCAUCGAUGUGGAUCACACCCAGUACAAGUUUGGACACACCAAGGUGUUCUUCAAAGCCGGCCUGCUGGGCGCCCUGGAGGAGAUGAGAGACGAGCGUUUGGCGCAGGUGGUGAUGUCCGUCCAGGCUCUGUGCCGCCGCUUCCUCGUCCGGAUGGAGUAUCAGAAGAUGAUGGCCAGGAAGGAGGCCAUCUACACGCUGCAGUACAACCUGCGCUCCUUCAUGAACGUAAAGCACUGGCCCUGGAUGAAGCUGUACUUCAAGCUGAAGCCUCUCCUGAAGAGCGCCGAGGCCGAGAAGGAGAUGGCUCAGAUGAAAACAGACUUCACGAAGCUGAAGGAGGAUCUGAGCCGAUCGGAGAGCCGCAGGAAGGAGCUGGAGGAGAAAAUGGUGUCGGUGGUGCAAGAAAAGAACGAUCUCCUGCUGCAGGUCCAGGCGGAAGCUGACAACCUGCUGGACGCAGAGGAGCGAUGCGAAGGCCUCAUCAAAAGCAAAAUCCAGCUGGAAGCCAAACUGAAGGAGGCGACGGAGAGGCUGGAGGACGAGGAGGAGGUCAACGCCGAGCUGACGGCCAAGAAGAGGAAACUGGAGGACGAGUGCGCCGAGCUGAAGAGGGACAUCGACGACCUGGAGCUGACCCUGGCCAAGGUGGAGAAGGAGAAACACGCCGUGGAGAACAAGGUGAAAAAUCUGACUGAGGAGCUCCAGAGUCAAGACGAAAACAUGUCCAAGCUGUCCAAAGAGAAGAAAGCUCUGCAGGAAGUCCAUCAGCAGGCGCUGGACCAUCUGCAGUCUGAGGAGGACAAAGUCACUUCCCUGACCAAAGCUAAAACCAAGCUGGAGCAACAAGUAGACGAUGUGGAAGGUUCUCUGGAGCAAGAGAAGAAGGUCCGGAUGGAUCUGGACAGAGCCAAGCGGAAGCUGGAGGCAGACCUGAAACUCGCUCAGGAAUCCAUCAUGGAUCUGGAGAACGAGAAGCAGCAGCUGGACGAGAAGAUGAAAAAAAAAGACUUUGAGUUAUCACAGCUGCAGACGAAGAUAGAAGAUGAGCAAGGAGUCAGCGGUCAGCUGCAGAAGAAGAUAAAAGAGCUGCAGGCUCGCAUUGAGGAGCUGGAGGAGGAGACGGAGGCCGAGCGCUCGGCUCGAGCCAAAGCGGAGAAGCAGCAAUCGGACCUGUCGAGGGAGCUGGAGGAGACGGCCGAGAGGCUGGAGGAGGCCGCCGGCGCCGGCGCCGCUCAGCUGGAGGCCAGCAAGAAGCGAGAGGCCGAGUUCAUCAAGCUGCGGCGCGAUCUGGAGGAGUGUUCGCUGCAGCACGAAGCCACGGCCGCCGCGCUGCGGAAGAAGCACGCAGACAGCGUGGCCGAGAUGGGAGACCAGCUGGACAACGUCCAGAGAGUCCGGCAGAAACUGGAGAAGGAGAAGAGCGAGCUGCGGCUGGAGGUGGACGACCUGUCCAGCAACAUGGACACUCUGGCCAAAGCAAAGGUUAAUCUGGAGAAAAUGUGCCAUUCACUGGAAGAUCAACUGAAUGAAGCGAAAAGCAAAGAGGAGGAAAAUCUGAGGCUCAUCAACGAUCUGUCGAGCCAGAGAGCUCGGCUGACGACGGAGCAUGGUGAGAUGCGUCGCCAGCUGGAGGAAAAGGAAUCGUUGAUGUCCCAGCUGAGCAGAGCAAAGCAAGGCUUUGUUCAGCAGAUCGAGGAGCUGAAGAGGCUUCAUGAGGAAGAGGGGAAGGCGAAGAACGCCCUGGCUCACAGUCUGCUGUCGGCGCGUCACGACUGCGAGCUGCUGAGGGAGCAGUACGAGGAGGAGCAGGAGGCCAAGGCCGAGCUGCACCGCUGCCUGUCCAAGGCCAACAGCGAGGUCGCCCAGUGGAGGAACAAGUACGAGAGCGACGCCAUCCAGCGGACCGAGGAGCUGGAGGAGGCCAAGAAACGCUUAGCGCUGCGCCUGCAGGACGCAGAGGAAGCAGUGGAGGCCGUCAACUCCAAAUGCUCUUCUCUGGAGAAAACCAAGCAGCGUCUGCAGGGCGAGGUGGAGGACCUGAUGAUGGAGGUGGAGCGGUCCAACGCUGCUGCUGCUGCUCUGGACAAGAAGCAGAGAAACUUUGACAAGGUGGUGGCAGAGUGGAAGCAGAAACAUGAGGAGGGUCAAGCAGAGUUGGAAUUGGCCCUGAAAGAGGUCCGGUCUCUGGGGACGGAGAACUUCAAGAUGAAGAACGCCUUGGAGGAAUGCCUGGAACAGCUGGAGACCUUCAAACGGGAGAAUAAAAACCUGCAGCAGGAAAUAAUGGAUCUGACAGAGCAGCUGGGGGAGACGGGAAAAACGCUCCAUGAGCUGGAGAGGUCCAAGAAGCAGGCGGAGCAGGAGAAGAUGGAGGCGCAGGCUGCUCUGGAGGAAGCAGAGGCCUCUCUGGAGCACGAGGAGUCGAAGAUCCUGCGGGUCCAGCUGGAGCUGAACCAGCUGAAGUCGGAGGCGGACAGGAAGAUGGCGGAGAAGGAGGAGGAGCUGGAGCAGCUGAAGAGGAACGGCCAGCGGGCGGCGGACGCCAUGCAGAGCAACAUGGACGCCGAGGUCCGCGGCAGGAACGACGCGCUCAGGCUGAAGAAGAAGAUGGAGGGAGACCUGAACGAGAUGGAGGUCCAGCUGAGCCACGGCACCCGGCUGGCGGCCGAGGCCCAGAGGCAGCUGAGGAACACCCAGGUCCAGGUCAAGGAGCUGCAGAUGCAGCUUGACGACUCCCUGAGGAACUCCGAGGACCUGAAGGAGCAGCUGGCCGUGUCUGAGCGCAGGAACCACCUGCUGCAGGCCGAGCUGGACGAGGUCCGCUCGGCCCUGGAGCAGACGGAGCGGAGCCGCCGGCUGGCCGAGCAGGAGCUGCUGGACGCCAGCGAGAGAGUCCAGCUGCUGCACGCCCAGAACACCAGCCUGCUGAACGGCCGGAAGAAGCUGGAGGCCGACCUGUCCACGAUUCAGGCCGAGAUGGACGACGGCGUCCAGGCCGCCAGGAACGCCGAAGAGAGAGCCAAGAAGGCCGUCACCGACGCGGCCAUGAUGGCGGAGGAGCUGAAGAAAGAGCAGGACACCAGCAGCCACCUGGAGAGGAUGAAGAAGAACCUGGAGGCCACGGUGAAGGACCUGCAGCAGCGCCUCGAUGAGGCCGAGAGCCUGGCCAUGAAAGGAGGGAAGAAGCAACUCCAGAAGCUGGAAGCAAGGGUGAGGGAGCUGGAGAACGAGCUGGAAGCAGAGCAGCGACACGGAUCCGAUUCCAUCAAGGCGCUUCGCAAGCUGGAGCGCAGGAUCAAGGAGCUCACAUACCAGUCUGAGGAGGACAGGAAGAACGUGACGAGGCUGCAGGAGCUGGUGGGCAAACUGCAGCUGAAGGUCAAAGCCUACAAGCGGCAGGCUGAGGAGGCGGAAGAGUAAGCCAACAGCCAUCUGAGCAAACUGAGGAAGGUUCAGCAUGAGCUGGAGGAGGCUGGAGAGCGGGCAGACAUCGCCGAGUCUCAGGUCAAUAAAAUGAAAGCAAAGAGGCGCGACUUGGCCAAGCCAAAAGACAGCGGCGAGUAGUCAUCACUGGUUGCCACGACGACAGCAAAACCUGAGUUAGUUUGCAACAUACUCUUAACCAAAGCUGCUUCGCUUUAAAUUAAAGUCAGUUUGUGCAACAUUUCAUCUCAUGAUGAAAUUUUAAUACUUCAGACUUUAGAAUAAGUGGAUUAUUUUCUUCACGCUGCUGCAGAGGUUUUCUACCACCAGAGGGCGACAGCACCGCGGUUUUUACACAUCCUGACUUAAAUAAGAAGUGGAGCAGUGACCUUCAGGAAGUGACUGUGUGUUAUAGCUGUUGUAUGUUGCUUUAAAUGUAAUAAACAUGUACAAAUUAAA